Molecule: messenger RNA, 2223 nt
Organism: Phalacrocorax carbo (great cormorant)
Lineage: Eukaryota; Metazoa; Chordata; Aves; Suliformes; Phalacrocoracidae
Source: RefSeq, a predicted model, not a curated record
CCGGAGGCGGAAACCGGGGCCGGUCUCCAGCAGCGCCCGGUCGCCGCCGUGCCGCCGAGCCCGGCUGCCAUUUUAAGGUGAACAAAGAGGCGGAGGCGGGGGCAGCCAGAUCUGCUUACGGAGGAACCCUCGGGGUUAGCGCUAGCUUUGGGCUCUUCAUCGCUGCCCACCCGUGCCAGACCCCACCGCCACCAUGUUCAGCAAGAAGUCCUAUGACGGCUCCCCCACGGGCUACGGGCCCCCCGUGGGUGAUUACGGCUACGACUACGGCGCCCGCUCCCCCCCGCCGGGCUCCUACUACAUCGAGGACGUGCCGCAGCACUUCUACAAGUGGACCUCGCCGCCUGGCGUCGUGAGGAUCCUGGAAGCCAUAGUCAUCCUGCUCUGCAUCGCCAUCUUCGCCUGCGUGGCCUCCACCCUGGCCUGGGAGUACGGCUACGGCUUCGGGGGGGCUUACGGCAAUGGGUUGGGGGGCUUCUACGGCUCCGGCUACUAUGGCAGCGGCGUGAACUACGGCUACGGUUACGGUUACGGGGGCUACUAUGGUGGGGUCACCAACCCACGGGCAGCCAACGGCUUCAUGAUCGCCAUGGCCGUGCUCUGCUUCCUGGCCCAGCUGGGGUUUUUCGUCGCCAGCAUCAGCAAAUCAAGCAGCUCCCGCUCCCGUCGCUUCUACCUGGUGGUCAUCGUGGUCUGCGCCGUGCUGGCCUUCGUCAUGCUCAUCGCCUCCAUCGUCUACAUCAUGGGGGUCAACCCCCAGGCACAGAUGACCGGCAGCUACUACUACAACCCCUUGCUGACCAUGUGCAGCCAGAUAUACAGCAGCGGCACCUAUCUGAACCAGUACCUCUACCACUACUGCACCGUGGACCCCCAGGAGGCUGUGGCCAUCGUCUGCGGGUUCCUCAUCGUCAUUCUGCUCUGCCUCAUCUGCUUCUUCGCUCACAAGACGCGGAGCAAGAUAUGGAAGUAUGGGAAACCAAACAUCUACUGGGACAAGGCACCAGUGGUCCAGGAGGGUCCCAAUGUGGAGGAGUGGGUGAAGAACGUGGCAGACGGGGCCAGCGUGCAGGACGAGACGGCCACGCUCGCCUACUCGGAGAAGCCGACGAGCCCCAUCGCCGCGCCACCCUACAGCCCACCCUCCUACAGCUACGCCCCCCAGAACGGGUACUACCCCUCCGGGACCUACAGCAGCCGGGGUGAUCAGCCAGACCAGGCGGUCAGCCCAGCAGAGGAGAAGACACGGGAGCAGCCCACCAAGCCCCCUGCUCGCCGCGGCCGCCGGCGCCGGCGCAACCCCGAGCUGGACGAGUCGCAGUACGAGACCGACUAUACCACGGCUGUGGAGUCCGGUGACGAGCGGGACCAGGACCAGUGGGCCAGCCUCUACCCCCCCAUCACCUCGGACGGUGCCCGCCAGAAGUACAAGCAGGAGUUCGACACGGACCUGAAGCGUUACAAGCAGCUCUGCGCCGAGAUGGACGGUGUCAACGACCGCCUCAACCAGCUCAGCAAACAGCUCGACAACAUCUCUGAGGACAGUCCCCAGUACCAGGAUGUCGCAGAGGAGUACAACAGGCUGAAGGACCUAAAGCGGAGCCCCGGCUACCAGACGAAGAAGCUGGAGACCAAAACCCUGCGCAACAAACUCUUCCACAUCAAGCGGAUGGUGAGCGACUAUGACAAGAUGCGGGGGUAGCCUGUGCCCCCCCACCACAACCAAAUGGGCACCAGGAGCUCCCCGCUCCCCACCCACCCCCUCCAAAGACUUUGGUGCAUUUUGUACCUUUGUUUGUAUGAAAAACAAGCCCCCAAACCCAAGAGUCAAAGCCACCCUGCGAUGUCAGUGCCAAGGGUGCGGGGCCAGAGACGGCUGCUGGAGCGAGGAGCCCCCUGCGUGCCCCCAUGCCUUCCCGUCCCCCAUGCCUGGGGCUGUGGGUCCCCUCCUGCUGCUGUAAAUAUGUUCAGGGAGGGUCCCCAGCCCCUGGCUGCCCCUGCCAGCACCGGGGUUGGGGUACCAAAACAUGGCUGCAUCCCCGUGCCGGACCAGGCAGAGCAUCCCUUGGCCGGGCGUCUGGCGGGGAGGGGUCAGAGCUCUGCAUCCCCCAAACCCCUGGGGCUGCCUUUUGGGGAGCAGCCUGAGGAAGGGGUGAUAUUUUAUAAGGAACUGGCUGAAACUGUGUAUUUUUUUUAAUAAAUAAACUGUAUCUAUUGAUUUUA